AUGCUUGCGUCUGCAGGAGGCGGCGCAACCCUCUUCUCCGUCCGUGGUGGCAACGAGCAAAUCCCUCGUCUUCUCCUAAGCUCCGCUCUCCAGGCCAAUCCGGCCGACUCUCCGCGCUAUUUUGUCCACGCUGACGUGAAGACGCUGUGUCCUGGUAAAAAGCAUCGGUGA
This is a messenger RNA of Dibothriocephalus latus, 171 nucleotides long. Lineage: Eukaryota; Metazoa; Platyhelminthes; Cestoda; Diphyllobothriidea; Diphyllobothriidae. The record is from the annotation of a GenBank genome assembly.